Symbiodinium natans is the source of this 2073-nucleotide messenger RNA. NCBI's taxonomy places the organism in Eukaryota, Dinophyceae, Suessiales, Symbiodiniaceae. The record is from the annotation of a GenBank genome assembly.
AUGCAGAUCCCGGAAAAAGUCUUGAAGGUGGUUGUGGACUUUCUAGGCCCAGGCACUGAGCACCUCAAGUACUUCGCCGCGGAGGACACGGACCUCCGGGAUGCCCUGCAUCCGCAAGAGGCUCCUGAAGCCUACGAGGCUGUCAAGGCUAUGGUCCAGGCGCUGGAAUGGCAGGCCUGCAGCCGGCGUUGCCGCAAGGUACUGGACGCGGUGAUUGGAGACAGCGUUGCAACCAUUCGAGCAAGGCUUUGUGCCGUUUUCACCACUGGCACGCUUCGUUGCCUGUUGUGUGAGGACGUUUGCAACAGGACUUGCUACACCGUACCCAGGAGCCCCUGUCACCGAUCGUGCCUAGCGUGCCACAUUCGCCAUGCCCGCGCAGUUCCUGGGGAUGUGGUGAUGGACAUGCCCGAUGACAUGCCUGAUGUGAAUCCUUCAUGGCGGUUCACACUCCACCGGGCGGACCGAUGCGGCCUGAUCCUUGCAGCCUACCUAGGCGGACUGACAGUCAAUCUCAUCGUGGGUCUCCAAAAGAACUUGCAGCAGAUGAGACUCCGCCAGGGGAUCCGCAUUGACGGCCAAGUGGUCAAGGCAUUGCCUUCACUUUGGCGGUUCGUACCCUCUGAAACUUUACCUCUAUCGCCGGGCGGUGAAUCGCUGCCUACCUUCGUGAGGCUGAUCCUCAGGUUGCCACAUGAGGUCUUUAUCCAGAGCAAGAACCCAAAGUAUCUGAGUGGCGGCAGUACUGCCAACUUUGUCAGGAACCGAGGAGCGAUCACUCCCAGUAGCAGCCACAAGCACGAAAAGACGGGGCUUAUCCUGGCUCGCGACGGCGAGCGCCAAGACUACGCUGAUCCUGCAUGGUUGGCUGCGCACCUCCAAGCGGAAAGGCAGGAACUAAAACGAGACGAAUGCUACCUCGACCUCAGGCCUGUUCUCCGUGAUGUGUCCCGGCUAACGACCGGCAGGCCUGCACGUAGCUUCUCUCGGCACAUCGUGCCGAGUGUUUUCGAACUUGUAGCCAAUCACAGGUUUGAGUUGUGCUGUCAUGCUGAGCUUUCAGCCGUUGGCUUAGACAGCCUCGCAGACCUCCUGACGUGUGUACUCGAGGACCGCUGGCUGAGAAGAUCCACCAUGGAGAGCGCUAAGAGUGCAUCGAUUGUCGACCUCAGCCCAGAGAUCCUGAUGAAGGUCCGCGCCUACAUUGGCCCUGGCGAAGAGGACUACGCGUACCUUCAUGACAAGAACACGAACCUUCGAGAUUCUCUCCAUCCCAGGGAGAUGCCGGGUGCACACCAGGCGGUGAAGGCCAUUGUCCCAGCACUCUUCGAUCGAGCGCAGUUGCGGCGAUGCUGCCGGCGCCUCUGUGAGGAUGCCGGAGACCUCACAACGAUCAUUUACAGGAUGGGAGUCAUGCCUGGCGCCAAGGCAGACAUCCUUGGCAGAGGAGUACACUACGUGAUGCGCAGGCCUGUUCUCCGUGAUGUGUCCCGGCUAACGACCGGCAGGCCUGCACGUAGCUUCUCUCGGCACAUCGUGCCGAGUGUUUUCGAACUUGUAGCCAAUCACAGGUUUGAGUUGUGCUGUCAUGCGGAGCUUUCAGCCGUUGGCUUAGACAGCCUCGCAGACCUCCUGACGUGUGUACUCGAGGUCCGCGCCUACAUUGGCCCUGGCGAAGAGGACUACGCGUACCUUCAUGACAAGAACACGAACCUUCGAGAUUCUCUCCAUCCCAGGGAGAUGCCGGGUGCACACCAGGCGGUGAAGGCCAUUGUCCCAGCACUCUUCGAUCGAGCGCAGUUGCGGCGAUGCUGCCGGCGCCUCUGUGAGGAUGCCGGAGACCGCACAACGAUCAUUUACAGGUUCGGGAGCGCUUUGAACACAGGGACGCUAAGAUGCCUACGAUGCGAAAGCUUGUGUGGCGGACCGUGCUACACCAUCAUGCGCGGGAGGAUUGCUUGUUUCAGAGACUGUCACAGGUGCCAUAUUCGCCAUACGCCUGUCGUGGAGUCUUCAUGGCGUAUGAGGUUUCGGACCCUGGCGGACCUCAACUGCUGCCCUGUAGUCCUCUGA